AUGCAAUUCACAACAAUCGUCGCUGCGAGCAUAGUAGUGGCGGUCGCUGCAGGGGCCUCCUGUGCCGGCAAGCCCUUCUCGAACCUCGUGACCUUUGGCGAUAGCUACACCGAUGACGGGCGGCUGAACUACUAUAUCAGCAACAACGGUGAACCCCCACCCGCGGGCACCAUCCAGCCCGAGUCCAACGUCAGUGCUUCGGGUGGCCUAGUCUGGGGUCAAUUCGUCCAGUCGUAUGCUGGUGUUGCUUACUUUGACUACGCUGUCAGCGGAGCCGUCUGCAGCAACGAGAUCAUCUCGCGGUACUUUAGCGCUAUCGACGGGCCGUUCCCCUCGGUCGUGGACGAUGAGCUCCCAAGCUUCGUGGCGGACGUGGCCGCCCAGACGCUCUACGCAAACAGGACGGCUGAGAACACCGUGUAUGCGCUGUGGAUUGGCACCAAUGACCUGGGCUGGGGUGCCUUCCUAUCGGAUUCACAGGCCCCUGGGACUAACAUCACCACCUACAUCGACUGCAUAUGGUCCGUCUUUGACACUGUCUAUUCGACAGGUGGCCGCCGCUUCGUCCUUCUCAACACAGCCCCGCUCCAGUACGCGCCCAUGUACGCGGCCCAGAGCGCCGGCGGAGCAGGCGACAACCAGUACUGGACCAACAAGACGCUCUACAACCAGACCGAGUACCAGAGCAAGAUACUAGAAUACACGCAGCUCGUAAACCGCGUCUUCCAUUAUGGCGCCGCCUAUGAGCUGUUGGUCAGCGCCCGCUGGCCUGGAGCGACACUCGACAUCCUCGACGUCAACAGUUUGCUAUCUGAUAUCUACCACAACCCAGCCGCGUACCUAGACAGCCCGGCCAACGCCACAGGGUUCUAUCACCACUGCGACGCCAAUAACAACUCCAUCUGCACGACCGAGCCGCAGCCGUUAGACACCUUCCUGUGGUUCGACGAGCUGCACCCUACAAACAAGACGGAUACGUACAUUGCGAAGGAGUUUUUGGGUGUGGUGUACGGGAACUCGUCGUAUGGGACGCAUUUUGGUUGA
This is a messenger RNA of Cryphonectria parasitica EP155, 1044 nucleotides long. RefSeq names its product family 16 carbohydrate esterase. The record is from RefSeq and is a predicted model, not a curated record. The coding region runs from base 1 to 1044 and encodes 347 amino acids. Gene Ontology annotation, molecular function: hydrolase activity, acting on ester bonds. The transcript has 2 exons. NCBI's taxonomy places the organism in Eukaryota, Fungi, Ascomycota, Sordariomycetes, Diaporthales, Cryphonectriaceae.